Cherax quadricarinatus is the source of this 2224-nucleotide messenger RNA. Its product is annotated as transcription factor SPT20 homolog. NCBI's taxonomy places the organism in Eukaryota, Metazoa, Arthropoda, Malacostraca, Decapoda, Parastacidae. The record is from RefSeq and is a predicted model, not a curated record.
UAAGAGGCUUCCGCGAUGUCAGAUGACUUCCUCCUUGGCAAAGAAGGGUGUGUGCUGGAAAGAAGGGAGGAAGGGCCAUUCCUUCCCUCAGGCGUACAAGUGAGGCCGCGGGCGGGUGUGGUCCAUAGCCAGGGUCGCGCUUACACACGCAUAUAUAAGCUGUUACUGUCGGGAAUCCAGCCACACUUCCUCCGCAAGCACACAUUCAGGAUGGGGUACAAAGUUUUAAUGGUGACGUGCCUGUUGGCGUUUGCCUGGGCCCUCGAAGACACGGCAACAGAGCUCCCAGAAGACCUGGACGAAGCUGCCGCUGACACAGACAAUACCACCGUCGUCCCCAUACUGCGGCACAUCAACAAAGUCAACAAGGACGGAUCCUACACCUUCGGGUUUGAGGCAGCUGAUGGAACCUUCAAGAUCGAGAAUCGCGACAAAGAGGGCAAUGUGAGAGGCAAAUAUGGCUACAUCGACGACCAAGGCGAGCUCAAAGUUGUCGAGUACACUGCCGGCAAUAACACUGGCUUCGAAGCUGAAUCUGACUUGCUACCCAAGAGACCUUCUCCAAAUUUAAAUAAGGACCUGACGCGUCCUUUUAGAAAUCUGUUUAACACGCAGGGUGGUCCACAGUUCCAAUCGCAACCUCAGUUCCAAUCACACCCUCAGUUCCAAUCACACCCUCAGUUCCAAUCGCAGCCUCAGUUCCAACAGCAACAACCUCAUUUUCAAUCGCAGCCUCAGUUCCAACAGCAACAGCCUCAGCUCCAGCCACAGUCUCAGUUCAAACCUCCAUCCCAGUUUACUCCCGGCCCUCAAUUUGCUCCAUCCGAGCCUCAGUCUACCCAGUUUCUCCCUCGUCCACAGCCUCAGAUUAAUCACCAUGCUCAUCCUACAGCCCAACUCCCAUUCGUUGCACAGGCCGAAGCCCAGCCUCAUAUCACCUCCCGUCCAGGAACCCGGACCCAGCCCCAGCCUAAUUCGUUGUCAUCAACCCGUUCACAAUUUCAGCCCCAGUUCCAAUCUCGUCCCCAAACCCAGUUUUCCUCUCGUCCACAGCCCCAGUUUCCCACUCAUCCUCAGCAGUUUACCCCAAGUAGCCACCGUCCCCAGUCUCCCCAAGUUACGCAGCGUCCCAUAAAUGUUGCCCUGGACGGUUUCUCAGAAGAUAAUAACCAGGACGGUUUCGUCGAUGGGUCACCAGAAGAGGCCAGGAAGGGAAGACCUUCCAGUAGGUUGCCUGCAGGCACCUUCGGACUGCCACCAGACCCACAGGCUUCCCUACCCCGCCCGCCGCCCGUCCAGCCUCGCCCACAGCUCGUUUCUCAGGAGCCACAGUCGCUGUUCUUCCAGCAGCAGGUCCCUCAAGGCUUCAACAGAUUCGCACAGCAGACGCCACAGUUUGACCUCCAGCAGCUGACUCCACAACAGAUUCAGCAGCUUUUGGCAACUCAGCAGUUGACACCACAACAGAUUCAGCAGCUUUUUGCAGCCCAGCAGCAGUCUUCUCAGCCACAAUUCUUCGCUCAGCAGACGCCACAGUUUGACCCUCAGCAGCUGACUCCACAACAGAUUCAGCAACUUUUGGCAACUCAGCAGCUGACACCACAACAGAUUCAGCAUCUUGUAGCCCAGCAACAGUCUUCUCGGCCACAAUUCUUCCCACAGCAACAAUUUGGGGGCCAACAAUUCUCCCCACAGCAAUUCGGUGGACAACAAUUCAUCCCACAACGGCAUUUAGGGGGUCAACAAUUCGUCCCACAGCAAUUCGGAGGCCAGCAAUUCUUACCACAGCAAUUCGGGAACCAGCAGUUUGUCCCACAACAAUUCGGAGGUCAACAGUUUACGCCACAGCAAUUCGGAGGCCAACAGUUUACGCCACAACAAUUCGGAGGCCAACAGUUCCUUCCACAGCAAUUCGGUGGGCAGCAGCAGUUCCCAGGUCAGCAGUUCGGGCACGGAAUCCAGCCGUCUGCAACAAAGAAAUCUGAGGAGUCUACCAAGUCCCACUCUGAAGCCUCUCCAAAGAAGUCCACAGCAAUCCCAAAGCCCCCACAGCCUAAAGCUGAAUAGUUACUACUGCAUCCACAACCUGUAGUGCUAAACCGCUAUUUAUUGUCUGUUAGUUCGGACCAUACCCGAUAAAUACCAUACGCAAAAUUUGAAUUUCCACCCGGAAUAGUUCGUAUGUGCAAUAUGUGAGGUCUCAUUUGUAUAUAAUCUUCCAUAA